AUGGCCUCCACGCCGACACCAGCACGGCCGAGGAUGAAGCCGCCAGCUAGCGGCUCCGGUGCUCAACAACCCGAGGCUGCGAACCCGGGCGGCGGCGCCACAAACAUGUCAACAAACCGGGAUUACUCGGUCAAUCUGUCGGUGCAGCAAGUGCUGAGUCUUUGGGUGCAAGGGACGGCGCUGCAACAUUUCACAGAGAUGUGGUACUGGGUCUUCCUCUGGUGCCUCUUCUCCUCGCUCUUGGUCCACGGGGCGGUGGGCCUGCUCAUGUUGGUCAUGCUGCAGCGCCACAAGAGGGGUCGCCUCAUCACCCUCGUGCUGGUCAGCGUGGGUUUCCUGGCCUCCCUCUCCGGAGGCGUCGUCACCAGCGCAGCAGUGGCGGGGGUGUACCGCGUGGCAGGCAAGGGCAUGGCACCGCUGGAGGCUCUCAUUCUCGGCGUGGGCCAGACCUGCCUCUCCGUGGUCGUAUCCUUCUCCCGCAUCCUGGCCACGCUAUGAAGCCACCGACCGUCGGCGGACGCAAACACCGACGGACAGAGCCUGGUCGGACUCAUACUCAUACGGAGUUGCCUCUUGGACCUUUGCGACCGGGUGCAGACCAGACCCUCAUGCUGCCAAGCUGGUCUCUACCGCUGCCCCGAAUACCGAAGCUAAUUCCUGAUGAGCGCAAGCAGCACCAUCCUCAGCUUCUGGCCUGAAAGCCACGUUGAGGAUGUUCUCUCCAGAGGAAACUCGGUCUUCUCUGGGAUUUCCUACAGGUCUUUGUGGACACUGACUUUCCAAGGAUCUUGCUUCCCAUAUACAGGAAUGAUCAACUAGAAGUUCAGUUUUUUUUUUCUACAAGCAGCAAUCGAGAUGGAUUUUAAUCUCGGGAGCAAAUGUUGAGCACUGAAGUCUCGACGGUGUGAAGUCGGAGCAGGCUCUCUUCUCAUGGUCAUUCCAGCUGCACAGCCGUGUUGUCCCAGUCCAGCCAGCAGGACUCAAGAUGGGUGAAUCCCGCCAACUUGGGAGAGAAAACGAGUAUCGGUGCCAUAACGGUUUGGGUUUUUACGGAGAAGAAUGCCAGUUUUAGGAAAAUGGGUACAAUUCGGUUCUGUUUUUGUUUAGACUUAGACCAGGCCUGGGCAAUUAUUUAGACUCGGGGGGGCCACAUUUAGAGACAAAAAUGUGUCUAUUUUUAGGAAUACUAAUACACAACCUCACAAUAAUAUCUGAUUGAAUGCUAAAAACUUUAUGACAGACCGCCUAAAGAAAACGUAAUGGAAUUUUACAUUUUUCUAUGAAGGAUAAAACACUGAAUAUUGACAACAUAUGAACGUCACGCCCCCCCCUCUCCAUCCACAUAUUUUACAAUCAAGUGAAAUGCAACAAAAAGUGAAAUAUGAACGCAAAGGGGACAUAACAAACCCGCCUACAAUCUGAUGUAUCUGAUACAUCACUAAGCUUUAGAACUUUGUUGUGAAAUUCUCCUUCCGCCUCUGUGGAAACGCUUCCCGCCCACACUGCUUGGUGCCUCGUCUGAGCUGCUGUGACUUACAUUAGCAUAGUAACUAAUUAGUUGACCAUAGUAACUAAUUAGUUGACCAUAGUAACUAACUAGUUGACCAUAGUAACUAAUUAGUUGACCAUAGUAACUAAUUAGUUGACCAUGGUAACUAAUUAGUUGACCAUAGUAACUAAUUAGUUGACCAUAGUAACUAGUUAGUUGACCAUAGUAACUAGUUAGUUCACCAUAGUAACUAGUUAGUUCACCAUAGUAACUAGUUAGUUCACCAUAGUAACUAAUUAGAUGACCAUAGUAACUAAUUAGUUGACCAUAGUAACUACAAACCCUGUUUCCAUAUGAGUUGGGAAAUUGUGUUAGAUAUAAAUAUAAACAGAAUACAAUGAUUUGAAAUUCAUUUUCAACCCAUAUUCAAUUGAAUAUGCUACAAAGACAACAUAUUUGAUAAACAUUUUUUAUUUUUUUUUUUGCAAAUAAUCAUUAACUUUAGAGUUUGAUGCCAGCAACACGUGACAAAGAAGUUGGGAAAGGUGGCAAUAAAUACUGAUAAAGUUGAGGAUUGCUCAUCAAACACUUAUUUGGAACAUCCCACAUGUGUGGGAUGUGUCAUCCGGACCAAAGGGGAAGCGAACCAUCCAGACUGUUAUUGAUGCAAAGUGUAAAAGCCAGCAUGUGUGAUGGUAUGGGGGUGUAUUAGUGCCCAAGACAUGGGUAACUUACACAUCUGUGAUGGUAUGGGGGUGUAUUAGUGCCCAAGGCAUGGGUAACUUACACAUGUGUGAUGGUAUGGGGGUGCAUUAGUGCCCAAGGCAUGGGUAACUUACACAUGUGUGAUGGUAUGGGG
Messenger RNA from Nerophis ophidion (straightnose pipefish), 2348 nucleotides. Its product is annotated as transmembrane protein 170B-like. NCBI's taxonomy places the organism in Eukaryota, Metazoa, Chordata, Actinopteri, Syngnathiformes, Syngnathidae. The record is from RefSeq and is a predicted model, not a curated record. The transcript has 4 exons. Gene Ontology annotation, cellular component: plasma membrane. Gene Ontology annotation, biological process: negative regulation of canonical Wnt signaling pathway. Bases 1 to 498 code for a protein of 165 amino acids.